AGUGUAAAUAAGGUGCCUUACCUUGCAAUGGGGUCUGGUGAUCUGGCUGCUCUUGGGAUCCUAGAGGAUGGAUUUAAACCUGACCUGGAGCUGGACAAGGCGAAGGAGCUGGUGCGUACUGCCAUCCACUCAGGAAUCAUGAGUGACCUCGGCUCAGGCAACAACAUCGACAUCUGUGUCAUCACCAGACAAGGAGUGGACUACAUCAGACCCUACCAGGAGUCAGAGUACAAAGACAGCAGGAAAAUAAAAUACAAAUAUCGUCCAGGCACAACACCGGUUCUGACAGAGAAAGUUGUCCCCCUAAAGCUGGAGGUUGUACAAGAGGCCGUGCAGCAGAUGGAUACAGCCUGAGCCAUGACGCACAAUCAAAACAAUGUUUAUCAGUAAAAGUAAAGUCUUAAAUUUCAUUAGACUAUCAUCGUGGCUUCUGCUCUGCUGCUAUGAUUCACUGUGAUGUGGAACAGUUCAAAAAACUCUGCUACUGCUGGGGUUACUGCAGCAGAGUAAGCAGGGAGACUGGCCAUAAUGAGAAGAUUCUAACAUGCUUUUACAAUGUGUAAUAUUAAUUAAACAAACACUGAAUAAAAUGUGCCUAUAUUUACACACUA
Molecule: messenger RNA, 611 nt
Organism: Micropterus salmoides (largemouth bass)
Lineage: Eukaryota; Metazoa; Chordata; Actinopteri; Centrarchiformes; Centrarchidae
Product: proteasome subunit beta type-7-like
Exons: 4
Cellular component (GO): proteasome core complex
Source: RefSeq, a predicted model, not a curated record